AUGUAUUUAUUAUAUUUAUUGUUCCUUGCUCAAUUAAUAUCUACGGCGCCUACAGGUGACCUACCACAAAAUCCACCUGGGACAGCUUAUCUGCCAGAUAAAGCCAUUGUUUUAGAUGAUGGCUAUUACUUGACUGUCCAAGGCAUGUUGGGCGGUAUUAUCAUCAUCAUCAGCGGUUUACUUCUCAUUUUCCGAAGCUUGUGGGAUCGAACACUAGCUGGAACACAUACACAGAAUUUGACAGGCUUUAUCACACUUGGAUUAGUUGCCUGGAUCAUGCUGGCUAAUUUUGAACCACAACAAUCGUAUGGCACCAACAGGUUAACGAUUUACUUUAUUGUCCCACUUAUCAUUGGAUUGAUCGCGACUUGUUUCAUGUUUAUCACUGUGCAGCUUUAUUUGAUGCUGCUUGGUGGAUUAGGAGGACUUGCGUUUGGCUUGUGGAUAUUAGGAUGGAAAAAUGAUUUGAGUAUCACUCCAGGCUAUGGACGGGCGAUCUUACUGACUAUUCUCGUGAUCGUGUUCAUGAUUCUGUCACUUUAUCAUCACUCCAUGCAUAAGCUAGGAGCAGCUUUGGCUGGUUCCUAUAUGCUUUUUAUGGGUCUUGAUGUUUACUUUCAUACAGGAUUUUUAUACUGCUUUACGACAACGCUUGACGCUAAUCACUCUCACAAAUAUCAGGUGUAUCGAGAGGUGUAUAUUAUGCAGUCAUGUCUGAUUAUAGCAUUUCUGGUAUCCUACAUCUGUCAGGGCCUUGGUAUACGCCCCGGUAUAUUACAUCAACAUCGAGUGUGCAUGAGUACAUAUACAAGUAAUCCAGAAUACAAUAUAAAAGGUUCUGCUCAGGGAUUCUUUGUCCCCACGAGAUUCGUGCCUCAAGUUAAUUGGCGAUUCUGGGCUCCAAGGCCACCCGUUGCUCAAGCCAUCCCUGUGGCUGCGCCAGCACCAGCACCAGCACCGGCUCCUGCUCCACCAGCUUAA
Molecule: messenger RNA, 981 nt
Organism: Rhizopus microsporus ATCC 52813
Lineage: Eukaryota; Fungi; Mucoromycota; Mucoromycetes; Mucorales; Rhizopodaceae
Exons: 4
Coding region: 1-981 (326 amino acids)
Source: RefSeq, a predicted model, not a curated record